This is a messenger RNA of Mugil cephalus (flathead mullet), 2709 nucleotides long. Its product is annotated as mucin-5AC-like. The annotation marks the transcript as partial. Lineage: Eukaryota; Metazoa; Chordata; Actinopteri; Mugiliformes; Mugilidae. The transcript is spliced from 8 exons. The record is from RefSeq and is a predicted model, not a curated record.
AUGAAGCUGAUCUUUUCUCUGACUCUCCUCUGGACCAUCUCCAGCACAGCUGAAGCUCUUCAGUGUCAAACCUGCGCAGAUCAGAUAUGUUCAAGGACAGUAUCCCAAACAUGUUCCUCAGAGACGAUGUGUAUAACAGCCUCCAUUCAAGCAACUUCAUCUGGAACUACAUUCCUGCAAAUCUUCAAAGCAUGUGCUCCGUCCUCCCAGUGUCCAGCCACAGGACCUCAGACAUUUUCAGUCAACUUGGGUGGUUCAAGUGCACUUGCAUCUGCUACGUGCUGCAACACAGAUAACUGUAACUCAGAAACUCUACCUUGUCCUACUACUCCGGCAGAUAACAGCCUCCAGUGUAAUUCUUGUACAACCUCUGAAUGCACGACACCAUUACAGUGUAAGGGGACGGAGGAUAGAUGCUUUCAGGCAACAUUUCCACCAACCACAACAACAACUGCUGCACCAACCACAACAACACCUUCUCCACCAACUACAACAACAACCGCUCCACCAACAACAACAACAACUGCUGCACCAACUACAACAACAACUGCUGAUCCAACCACAACAACACCUUCUCCACCACCAACAACAACAACAACAACCGCUCCACCAACAACAACAACAACUGCUGCACCAACCACAACAACAACUGCUGCACCAACCACAACAACAACUGCUGCACCAACCACAACCACAACUGCUCCACCAACCACAACAACUGCUGCACCAACUACAACAACAACUGCUGCACCAACCACAACCACAACUGCUCCACCAACCACAACAACUGCUGCACCAACUACAACAACUGCUGCACCAACCACGACCACAACUGCUGCACCAACCACAACCACAACUGCACCAACUACAACCACAACUGCUGCACCAACCACAACAACAACUGCUGCACCAACUACAACUACAACAUCAACUGUUCCACCAACCACAACAACUACAGCUGCACCAACCACAACAGCAACAACAACUGCUCCACCAACUACAACAACAACUGCUCCACCAACCACAACAACUGCUGCACCAACUACAACAACAACUGCUCCACCAACCACAACAACAACUGCUGCACCAACCACAACCACAACUGCUCCACCAACCACAACCACAACUGCUCCACCAACCACAACAACUGCUGCACCAACUACAACAACAACUGCUCCACCAACUACAACAACAACUGCUCCACCAACCACAACAACUGCUGCACCAACUACAACAACAACUGCUCCACCAACCACAACAACUGCUGCACCAACCACGACCACAACUGCACCAACUACAACCACAACUGCUGCACCAACCACAACAACAACUGCUGCACCAACUACAACUACAACAUCAACUGUUCCACCAACCACAACAACUACAGCUGCACCAACCACAACAACAACAUCAACUGUUCCACCAACCACAACUACAACAUCAACUGUUCCACCAACCACAACAACUGCUGCACCAACCACAACAACAACUGCUGCACCAACACAAACUACAACAUCAACUGUUCCACCAACUACAACAACCACAACUGCACCAACUACAACCACAACUGCUGCACCAACCACAACAACAACCGCUGCACCAACUACAACAACAACUGCUCCACCAACUACAACAACAACUGCUCCACCAACCACAACAACUGCUGCACCAACUACAACAACAACUGUUCCACCAACCACAACAACUGCUGCACCAACCACGACCACAACUGCACCAACCACAACAACUACAGCUUCACCAACGACAACCACAAGUACAACUACUACAACAACUGCUGCACCAACCACAACAACAACUGCUGCACCAACCACAACAACAACUGCUGCACCAACCACAACCACAACUGCUCCACCAACCACAACAACUGCUGCACCAACUACAACAAUAACUGCUGCACCAACCACAACCACAACUGCUCCACCAACCACAACAACUGCUGCACCAACUACAACAACUGCUCCACCAACCACAACAACUGCUGCACCAACCACGACCACCACUGCACCAACUACAACCACAACUGCUGCACCAACCACAACAACAACUGCUGCACCAACUACAACUACAACUGCUGCACCAACCAGAACUACAACAUCAACUGUUCCACCAACCACAACAACUACAGCUGCACCAACCACAACAACAACUGCUGCACCAACCACAACAACACCUUCUCCACCAACUACAACAACAACAACGUCAACCUCUCUACUAACAACAACCACAACUGCUGCACCAACUACAAUAACAACUGCUGCACCAACUACAACAACUGCUCCACCAACCACAACAACAACCGCUGAACCAACCACAACUACAAUCACAACUGCUGCACCAACCACAACCACAGCAACUACAGCUGAACCAACAACAACCACAACCACAACUGCUGCACCAACCACAACUACAACAUCAACUGUUCCACCAACCACAACAACUACAGCUGCACCAACCACAACCACAACUGUUCCACCAACCACAACUACAACAUCAACUGUUCCACCAACUACAACAACCACAACUGCACCAACUACAACCACAACUGCUGCACCAACCACAACAACAACUGCUGCACCAACCACAACCACAACUGCUCCAACAACCACAACCACAACUGCUCCAACAACCACAACAACCGCUGCACCAACUACAACAACAACUGCUCCACCAACUACAACAACAACUGCU